Messenger RNA from Trichomycterus rosablanca, 11584 nucleotides. Its product is annotated as golgin subfamily B member 1. The transcript is spliced from 32 exons. Gene Ontology annotation, cellular component: Golgi apparatus. Bases 80 to 8149 code for a protein of 2689 amino acids. The record is from RefSeq and is a predicted model, not a curated record. Lineage: Eukaryota; Metazoa; Chordata; Actinopteri; Siluriformes; Trichomycteridae.
GAAAUGUAGAGGAUACAAAUAUUGUUGCUGAACAUAUUUACAUAUUUACGAUCCUUAAAGCAGGAUUGAGAUCUGAACCAUGUUGAAGUGGUUUGGCUCGGAUGAAGCCGGCUCCCCUGGGGCCGGUGAGGGUGAACUUAACCCGUCUCUGUCAGAGGUGACGGAGCGUUUGGCUCAGAUGGAGCAGCUGGUGUCUCAGUUGAAGGAGAUGAUCAGAGAGAAAGAUGGAGCUCUGCACACUAAAGACGAACAAUUUAAGGCUGAGAAGGAGGCGUGUGAGGCGAAGCUGUCGAAGAUGCGUCUCCAGAACAAAGCUAAAGUGACGUCUCUAAACUCUCAGCUGGAGGAGCUGAGGAAACAGCUGGGGGAGCCAGGGAGCAAAACAGCAACACCUCAAAUGAAACGGACUGGAAGUGUAGAAUCUGGAGAGUCGGAGCAUGCUGGAGCCAGUAGAGGGAAAAUCCUGCUGCUUAAAAAGAAAGUGGAAGAUCUGGAGCAUCAACUUUCACAAAGAAAUCAGGAACUGCAGCAGAAAACGCAGGAUCUGGAAGUCCAGAGAGAGCGUGGUGCCGAGAUGGAUGCCAUGUUGGUGGAAAAGGACAAACGCCUGGCUGAGAAAGAGGAUUACAUCAUUCAUCUACAGAUGGGUUUAGGAGGAGAGAAAAACAUUAAACCAGCAGAGCAAAGCACACAGGAGAACAAGGCAAGAAAUGUGUGGCGGCGCCCUGUUCAAGGUUCAGUGCAGGAGCUGCAGAUCUUGAUAAAGAACCUGAUGAAGAAGGUUGGAGAUGGAGAAGAGCAGUACAGCCUGCUGAAGGAGCAGAACGAGAGCUUUAAAGAGCUGCUGGUGACCGAGAGAGCUCAGUUUGAGGACAAGGAGAACAUGUACAAACAAAAUAUCCAGACGUUCAAAGACAUAAUCCUGCAAAAAGAUAAUAAAUUAAUGGAGAUGAAUCAGCUGCACGAGCAGGAGCUCUUCAAACUGGCUGCAAAGUCAGAUGCAAGUUCUGAUCUUGAACAGCUCCUCAAGGCUCUUAAACAGAAGUUACAUGAGAAGGAAGAGGUUCUUCUGGGUAAAACUCAGGUGAUUGAUGUUCUUCAGGGAGAGGUGGAUGGAAGAGAUCAGCAAAUUAAGGAGCUGAAUGAUCGUUUGAAGCGCCUCCAGAGCGAGAAGGAGAACCUUCAGUCCAAGAUGGACGCUGAGAAACACAUCAUGCGCACUCAGGUUCGAGAUCUGAUGGAGAAACACCAGGGCGAGUUGAAGAAGGUGACAGAGAAGUAUGAGCAGGAGCUGUCUGAGAAGGAGAUGAUGGUGUCUUCAGCUCCUCCCACCGUACCUGUUAAAUCACCUGCUGAUGCAUCAGUGAACCAGAGAUUGUCGGAACUGGAAGCCAAAGCUAAGCUAAAAGCAGGGGAGGCCAGUAAAUCAGAAGCAAAGUUCUUAAAGAUGAAAGCCUGGUCCAAGUCUCGGAUCAGACAACUUGAAGAUGAACUGAAGAAAGCACAGAGUGGGAGUGGGACCCCGGAUGUCGGCGCCCUCCGUGCUCGAGUUAAUGAACUGGAAGAGGAAAGAGAAGAGCUGCUGUGUAAACUGGAACAGUACGAGGAACUCAAGGCUAAAAAUGCUGUUCUGGAGGCCAAGCUGGUGCUUUAUGAGGAACAGCAGAGAAAAAUGCAGGCAGAUCUGGAACAGGUCACCAAGAGAGCCGCAUCCCAGGCGAGUGAAUCAGGAAGUGUGGAUGAUGCUCAGAGUCAAGUGAUGGAAUGGCAGGAUAUGAUGUCCAUGGUGGCUGAGGCGGAAGCGGCUCGAGAUCAGAUCAGAGAGGAGAAGAGCGCUCUGGAGAUCCGGAUGAGCCACAUCGAGGAGGAGAGAGAGGAAGAUGACUGGUUCUUUCCUGGCUGCUCCGAUCCAGCACUGGCCAAUCGGCAGCGGGAGUUGGAGGAGGAGCUGGCACAGGCUCGAGGGCUUCGCCCACAAAAGGGCAAGAAGAUGGGUAGUGCCGUCAGCCGAAACCUGCAGGAGGAUUUUGAGUUGGACGGUGCUCAGUCCUUUGCAGAUUCCCACAAUCCCUCAGGCAGCGUGACUCCGAUGGAGGGGGAGAACAUGGGAGGUUGGUGGCCUGAAUUCACUGCUUCAAACACAGAGGGUCUGAGGUCUGUAGUGGAAGAACUGGAGCUGGAGAGGAACCAGCUGCAGGAGCAGAUCCUCGGAUUGGAGGAGCACUGUCAGGAUCUAGAGGAUCGACUGCAGUUACAGGCUCGCAUCGAAUCACUGCAGAAUGAAUCAGAGAAACUGCAGCUUCAGCUCAACACCCUGCGCACCCAACAGAGCAGAGAUGCUGAGAAACACCAACUCCUCGUCACCAGUCUGAACGAACAACUUCAAGGGCUCAGCAGCACACGCGAGUGUCUGGAAUCGUCUCUAAUAGAGAAGGAGCACUCGCUCGCCCAAACCUCUGAGAAGCUGGAGCUGAUUGACAGUUUAAAAGAGGCUGUGAGAGAGAAAGAGGAGCAACAUCAGGACCUUUCUGAGAAGCUGGUGCAGACGGAGCAGAACCUGAGUGAAGUGACGAAGAAGUGCUCAGGGUUCGAGAAGCAGUGCUCGGAGCUGAAAGCGACGGUGACGGAUCUGAUGCAGAAACUCGCUGCGCUGAAGGAGAAGUCACAAAAACAAGAAGCUACAAUCGAAUCAUUGCAGAGGGACUUGGAUCAAACCAACGAUGAGCUGGACAAGCUAAACGCUGCACAUUUAGAAGAACGAGCACAGCUUAUUCACGAUCUCCAGAGCUGCGAACGAGAAAUCGACACCCUCAAAGAUGUUAUCUUGGAUAAAGACAAAGAGAUUUUUGCCCUGUCUGGAAACAUGGCAGAAUACACAGAACAAAUAAACGAGCUUAAACAGCAGAUGAAGGAUAAAGAGGAGGCUCUGGUUCGCAUGGAGAGUGCACUGGUUAAAGCAGACAAGGAAGCUCAGAUCAUCCGAGAAUUUCAGUCUUCUGAUCAGCAUUCGCUUAAUACCAAGAUAACCGAGCUGAUGGAGCAGGUCCAGAUCAGGGAAAAUGAGCUGAAGGAGGCGAAAAAUGAAAAAAAAUCCAAGGUGAAGGAGUUAAAGGAACUAGAGAAACAACUCGAUGAGGACAAGUCGACCAUACAAGAUCUGACUACGGAAAUACAGAAGCUGAAAACAAGUCAGCGAGCUCACCUCUCCGAGUGUGAAACCCAGAUUUCAUCACUGAAGGAUCAAAUGCUCGCCGCUAAUCAAAAACUGAAGGAGUCGGAGGACGUUCUUGAACAGCUUAAGGAGACCAGAAGUUCUAAUGACAAGCUUAAGGAGCAGAUCCAUGACCAUGAGCAGUUUCACGAGAAGGAGAUGAAGACGCUCAAGGAAGAACGUAACAAGCUGCUUGCGGAAGUUACAAAAUAUAGCAGCGAGUUGCAGUCUCUGUCCAGUCAACUUCAGGCUCAGGUUGAGUGUCAUGAACAGGUCAAGCGAGAAGUGAAUGACAAACUGGAGGCUAUGACCUUGCUUGAGGAACAGCUUAAGAAUGCAGAUGAAGAGAAGCAAAGACUGGAGAAAGAGCUUGAUGGCAAAACGAAGACCACAUCGAUUCUGGAAGAGGAUUUGAAAUCGCUGCAGAGUGAAAAUUCAAGCCUUAAAAAAUCUCUCGAGGAAAAACUGGACAUGUCGCAGUCCCACGUGAAGAAGCUCACUGAGGAGAAUGAUAACCUUAAACUAAAGGUUGAGGCCAAAGAUCAGUCUCUAGCACAGAUGUCUGAAGAAAAAGAUCAGUUGCUUUGUAAAGUUUCAGAACUUGAAUCACAAAAUUCUGACAAACAGAAAAUGAUAGAGGAGCUCCGUAAAGAGAAGGAGGAGCUCAACGUUAGAUCUGUAGAACUUGAGCAGACCAGGCUCUCUAUUGCUGAAACGCUCUCAGUAAAGACAGAUGAAUGUAAUAGUCUCAAACAGUCUCUGGAAGACCGUGAGAAGAUGUUUUCUAAUUUCCAAAGCCAGUUUGAGGUGUUGAAGUCUCAGGUUGACCAAAUAAACUGUACAAUAUCUGAGAAAGACAAACAACUAGCUGAAAGAAAUGCUCGGAUAGAUGCCCAGCAGAGUCAAAUCGAGCAAUUUAAACAGACUUUAAAUUCAGAGCUAUCUGAGAAGGACAACCAAGCUUCUCAGUUCACGUCUUUACAGGGUGAUCUUAUGAAACUGCGAGAUCUUUCCUCCAGUCUUCAAAUAGAGUCUGAUUCUCUUAAAGAAGAAUGUUCUCGGCUUAAUCAGAGCCUUCAAGAACGAGAAACGGCCCUCAGUGACAAAACCGACGAGUGUCAAACCUGUAAAAAGGAACUCGUUGAUAGAAAGGAGUCCUUCGCAUCCCUUAGCAGCCAGUUAGAAUCUGUUAAUGAGCUUAAUGUGAAGCUGGAGGCAGAAAAAGCUGAAGUUAAAAAGACCCUAGAAGACCUGCUCUCUAGUAACGCUAAGCUUACAGAGGACAUGACUCAAAGGCAGGCUGAACUAGUUGGACUACAUAACCACAUUCAGGCCCUGAGUGGUCAAAACCAACAGCUACGAGCUUUAUAUGACAAUAAAGAAAAAGAAUUAGCAGAUGCAAGGCUGGUUGCAUCCGAAAUGGAUAAAAAUUUAUCUACGACCCUUGAGGACAAGGCCAAUCUCACGUCUCGAGUUUCUACCCUUAUUGAAAGAAAUGGUCAUCUUCAAAAUGAAGUAACAAAUCUAAGGGAGGAAAAUAGGUCACUCGGCGAUAAAAUAUCAGGACUUGAAAUGCAGCACAGUGAAAAUCGUAAAAUUAUUGAAGGCUUGCUGAAAGAGAAGGUAGAUCUUGGCAAGGUCAUCAAGCAGAACCAGGAGCAUUCACUUGAGAAGGCCAAUGAAUGUGAAGGUCUAUCAAAACAACUUCAGCAAGCUGAAGAGGCCGUAAAGGUUCUAAAAGAACGAGCUGAUAUGUCAAAUUCUCAGUUUACUGACAAUGUUUCUAAGAAAGACCAGAUUAUUACACAACAAAGCCAAGAGAUCAAGAGUUACCAAGACCAGGUUGCUCAGCUUCAAGAAACACUUUCGUUACUCCAGGAACAGAGUACGGCUCUUAAAUCAGGGCUUAUGGAGAAGGAUGCACUUUUACAACAGCAAUCCAAUGAACGUACUUUCCUACAAGAUUAUCUUAACCACCAGAAAGAGCUUUCCAAAAACUUCCGAACUGAGAACGAGACCCUGAAGAACGAGUCUUCACAACUUCUCCAAGUUUUGACAGAGAAAGAAAAGGAAUGCCAAAACCACACAGAUGAACUCAGCAAGAGAAACGAGUCUCUGGUUUCACUAAGCAGUCAGCUGGGAGACAUGAACGAAAACGUUGUAAAGCUUCAGUCAGAUAAUGAGCAGUUAAAAAGUUCCUUGCAGAGCCACUUGGCGGAAAGUGCCUUGCUCAGAGAGGAGAUCUCCCAGAAACAGGUUGAGCUUGUGAACCUUCAAGACAACAUCCAGGUGCUCAGAGAGGCAAACAGAAAAAUUAAAGCAGAGCUUCAGAACUCUGUUGCUAAAACUCAAGAACAAGUUACUGCUCUUGAGAAUCAGUUGACCAUCAAAGAGGCCGAUUUGGCAUCAGUGUCGCAGCAUCUAGCAGCUGAGUGCUCCAAGGUAGAAAGCUUUCAGCUGGAGUUGCAGCAAAAGGAAGAAUCCUUUAGGCAACAGGAGACUUUUCUGAGUCAGUUGCAGAACAGGUUCGAAUCUGGAGAAGAUCAGAUCAGCCAGAAGCUGGAAACCAUUGCUGAACUUCAGCGCGAUGCACAGAACUUGCAAAGAGCUUUGCAAGAGAAAGACGUCGUGUUGCUGAAUAAAGACCAGGAAAUCAGCCGACUUAGUGACAGAAUUGCUCAAGAUUCAGCGGCAUCCAAAGCUCGAAUGGACUCAGACAUGGAUGUCAUCUCUAAAUUACAAGUGGAACUGCAGGUUCUUCUCGAAAAGAAUGACAGUCUCAUCAGUUUUCUUGUAGAGAAAGAUGCCCUAAUGCAGGACGAAGUUAAGAAGAAUCUGAGCAUCAAGGCUGAUCUGGAAGAUGCCGUUUUAAAACUUAAUUCUGAAGUCCAGAAACUGUCCUCUGAGACAGAACAACUCAGGAAAAUUUUAGCUGAGAAGGAACAGCUCAUCUCUGAUGCUAAAACAAAACAUUCAGCAGAGAUCAGUAGCUUAAACAAAACUCUACAGGCCAAAGAUUUAGAGCUGGAGGCACUCAAGGAUUCAGCUGAGAUAUUGAACAGGAACUUUACUGACCAAACAGCAGAGAUAAAGAGACUAAACGAAGAAACCAGUUCUACUGUGGCCGACCAAAACAAAGCUCUACAAGAACUUCAGAUGAAGGCUGAGGAAGCUAACUUGUUUAAGAAUCAGUUUAUGGAAAGUACAGAACUUGUAUCCCAGCUUCAAAGUCAAAUUGAGGUGCUCAUGGAGGAGUCUUCAAGGCUCUCUACAGCAAUAGAAGAAAAGCAAAGUGCCUUAACUAACCUUCAGGAUAAAUUCGCUUCCCAAGUGGAGGAACUUCAUGAAGCUAAGACCCUGCUCUCCCAGAAAACUGAAGAAAUCCUAAACCUCAACCAGAUUAUCAGUGAGCGAGAUGCACAAAUUGACACCCUCACGCAGGGCUCUUCAAUGCUGCACAAUGAGAUCCAGGAGCUGAAGAUGUUCAGCACAGAUAUCUCCAAGCAAAAGGAUGACGCAUUCUCAGCCCAGCAAAUGAGCACCAACUCACUGACACUUGAAAUCGAGAGGUUAAAAGCCCAACAUCUUCAGGUUGCAGUCCAGGUGAACUCCCUAACUGAGAACCUUGAGCAGAGGGAAUUAGCUCUUCAUGCUAUUGACAGUCGAUACGCUUCUCAGGUUAAACAUACAGAGCAUGUCACGUCUGAGAUGGAAAAAUUAAACGAGCUGUGCAGGAAGUUUCAAGAAGAGAACAGUGUGACCAAGCAGGAGCUAGAUAAAGCUAACAGUGAGAUGAAAUUAAAAGAAGAAGAGGUCAAAAUGUUGGUCCUGAAAAAUGAAGAGCUCAGUAGGAGUUACUAUGAUGUUCAGAGGACUCAAGAACACCUACAGCUUCAAGGUCAGCGCCAGUGUGGUAGCAUGGAGAAAAUGAAGGCAGAGAUGGAGCAGCUCCAGGUCCAGCAGAAAGAGGUUCUGAAUCUGAGAUCUCACAACGCAGAGCUGGUAGAAUUGAAGCAGAAGUAUGACGACCAGCAGAGGCUUCUACAGCAAGCACAGACUUACAAACAACAGAGUGAAAAAGAGGUUGUUGGAUACCAGACAGAACUGGCGGAGCUCAGGUCUGAAAAGGGCCGACUGCAGUCUGAAUGUCAAGCUCUCAGGGAGGCGUACAAGCAGUCAGUGAGUGUUGGAGAUAAAGGUGUAUCUUCAGAGCAUGUAGUCCAGUUACAGACUCAUCUGCAGCGCUGCCUAGUGGAGAUUCAGCAGCGAGACGUCACCUUCCAACAGCUCAACAUCAAGUUACAGCAGGCUGUGGAGGAGAAAGCAGCAGUUUCGGCUCAGUUGAGAGCUGUAUCCCAGACACUUAGAGAAACCCAGCUUACUCUGAAUGAGCUACAGAACCAAACCCAGCACUCACCUGCACAGGUACAGGGUUCAGUGUUUGUUGAAGUGGCUCCCGGAGCUCCUCAGGAAAUCAGCAGCACUGUGAUCGAUCUGGAUAGACUGGACAUCAGGGAACUCAGGAGCAGGUUGGCAGAAGCAGAGCUGCAGCUUGACUCCGCCCAGCGGAAUACGUCUCUUCUUAAUGAUAGGCUGGAGGAUGAGAGAGGGCGGAGACAGGCUGCCGAAGAAGCGCUGGGAUUGGUUGAGCAGAGAAUUAACAGCAUGGAAUCCAGUCCAUCCAGAUCAGCUCCACGUGAUUUUAGCAUUCAGUUAGAGACUGAGGACGAGUGGGAGUCCCUAAUUGUGGAUCCUAAUCAACCGCUGCUCAUGCGUACUGCGAGGAGCGGGGUUCACUCGUGUCGCCGAUGGCUGAGAGGUCGCAGCCUGUUCUGCGCCAAGAUGUUAACCUCCAGAGCUAAAUCCAGAUACUUCUUCAUGACCUACCUGUUGGCGCUGCACGUCCUCGUCCUCCUGUGCUUCACCGGAGCUUUAUAAAGCCUCAGUGCUGAGGUUAAAGGUUAUGAACAGGUUAUGAACACAGAUUAGGAACACUCGUUCACACCUCAUGAAGCUGGAACUGAUCCGUCUGAGUGAUGUACAUUUACGAAACACUAACAGAAUUUUAUCCAGCUGUAUUUAUUAGAACCUUCAUCACUGACUGUUCUGAGUAAUGCACUCACACUCGCACCACCUACACCAAAAAUCAUCUAAUGCUGAUCCAGGUGUUGCGCUGAAGGACGGCGUGGACACACCAGGCAUGUGCACUACAUCGCUAAAGCUCUACUACGCUCUGAAAGUGAUAUUUUCAAACUUGUAUUCUACCUAAAUCUUACAUUACAUGGCCAAAAGUUUGUAGACACCCUGUCAAACUACCCGAUUUAAGUAUUCCAGCAGCACUCAAUGCUUAAAGUCAAGCGUACGGUCAUGCAGUCUUCAUAAACUAACACUGGUAGGCGAAUGGGUCGAUCUGAGGAGCUUUGAAACCCUUAGCAUGGUACUGUAGGACAGGAUAGGAUGCCAGCUGUUAGCUUGGCUUCUGGAACAGUGGAACUCUAGACGACAGCCAGUCUAGACUUGGUGGAUGCCAGGAGAUCUGCCAGGGAAUCUGCAUGGCUGAACGAUGCCACUCAUAAUGAGCUAAUUAGAGAUGGGCUGAUGUUUCUUUGAGCUUCACCUUCAGAAGCCAGAUAUUCCCAAUUAAUCCCAGCCACCAGAUGUUUCAUGUUGUUCGAGAUAACAUCUGGUUUUGUAAUAGCAGCUAAUUUGGCUUAAACUGGUCCAGUUGACUGGAAAUUCUCCUGAACAGUAAAGGCUGGUAGAGCAGAUAAGAAGCAACAACUCCACACCCAUGCCCUCAGUCCAGGAUGAGAUGUUUGGGUGUCCACAAACUUUUUGGCUGUAUAUUUGUUCAGAACAGGGCGGCGUUAUCCUUACAGCCCAGAAUGCUGCUUCGCUAGUCACUCUUCUCUGGACUGGAACCCAGCUGGAGUGACCUUGAUAUGCUGGUGCAUGUUUUUGGUUGUGUUAGUUGGCACAUGUCAUGCCUACUGUGCCAGCGUGUGAGAAUUUGAGUUGCUCAUCUCUGUUCUGUUCACGUUUCUGCCUCGUCUCCAUUAAUGCACUCUGCACCUUUAACGCCCCGCUCUGAUGUGAGAGUGUGGUGGCUUGUGCCUGCUGGGACGUGAUGUAUAACUGUGUGUGUGUGGUGUUAUGUAUGGUGUUAGCAUGGUACGAGAGGUAUUAUUAGCAUUAUGAUGCAUAUUAAUCGAGUGUCCUGCUCGUAGGCACCGGAUUUACCUCGUUUAUUAACUCUCUCUGAAGAGACGACCUGUGCUGUCUAAAUAUUUAUGCUUUCAGAAAAUGAAUGUUGGAAUAAUUCGGAGCUCUAACACAUCCUAUAAGAUUCAUAGAUUUAUUUGUACAGGUUACGCAAUGCCAGAAGGCGUCUUCACUGGUGGAGUUUCUACAACAAACGGCUGAUUUGACAUUGUGUCAGUCACCUCUAUAAAAAAAAAAAACGUUAGGAUUUGCUGUCAGGUCUGAUCCUCCAGAGGGGUAGGAUUAGGAUUAGGAUUAUGGAUGAGAUCAGGAUGAGAUCAGGGUUUGGGUUCAAAUUAAUGUUAGACUCCUGUGUUUAGGGUUAUAUACAGGGUUAGACUUGGGGCUACAGUUAGGUAUAGGUAUUAAGGGGUUGGGGUUAGUGUCUAUGUCGGAUUAGGGUUAAUGUCUGAGUUAAUGUUGGGAUUAGUGUUGGUUACGGUUGCUGUAGGGAUUACGGUUGUGCUUGGUGUUACUGUUGGGUAAGUGUAGCGGUGUCAGUUAGUGUUUGUGUUGGGGCUAGUGUUGGGAUUAGUGCUGGGAUUGAAGUUAGAAUUUGGGUUAGUGUUGGGAAUAGUGCUGGGGCUAGUGUCAGGAUUAGUGCUGGGGUUAUUUUUGGGAUCAGUGCUGGGCUUAGUGCUGGGUUUAGUGUUAGGAUUAGUGCUGGGUUUAGUGUUAGGAUUAGUGCUGGGAUUGAAGGUAGAAUUGGGGUUAUCGUUGGGAUUAGUGCUGGGGCUAGUGUUGGGAUUAGUCCUGGGAUUAGUGCUGGGAUUGAAGUUAGAAUUGGGGUUAGUGUUGGGAUUAGUGCUGAAUCAGAAGCUUUUCUGAUUCAUAAAAUAAUGAAAGUGUUUAGCAGAAACCCUGAACUCCUGCACUGAACCAGCUAAGUACUGCAGACCUGCACACCCACUAGUUCAGUUCUUAUGUUUAUUAUCACACCUAUAAGUGACGCCGGGACGGGCAGAGGAACGAGAAUUAAAUCAGUUCAAUUCAUAAUGACCAAGAAGUCCAAAUUAUAGCAACAUCUGCAUGAUAUAAUAAAAUACAAACUCUAUUUUCAGAAAUGUUGGGACAUUUUGUAACACACAUUAAAAAGAAGAAUCUGUAAUUUGUUAAUUCUCUUAAAUCUUUAUUUAACUGAUAAAAGUAGAAAGAAAAGAUUUCCAAUGUUCCAGAAAAGUUGGACAGAGGCGUGUGUACCUCUGUGUUCCAGUUCCUUUACUAUUAAUAAGACUUUUUAAUGGUUUGGUAACUGACGACACUAAUUGUUGCACUUUGCAAGUGGAUUGCUUGUCUAUUUGUGCUUAAAAAAGAUUUUAGCUGCUCAAAAGUCUGUGGUCGCCGUUGUCUGAGUCUUUUUGCUUAAGGCCCAGAAAACUGAGAAGUUGCUGCAUAGAUUUAAUGUAAGACUUUCUCUUUGUGGAACAGAGUUUCAGUAAAAAUAAUGCAAAUCUUUUCUUUCUACUUUUGUUGGUUAAAUACAAAUUUAAGAGAUUUUUUUUAUUAUUAUUGUGUUUUACAAAACGUCCCAAUUUUUUUGGUAAUGGGUUUUUGGUUUUGCUCAGAAAUGUGCUGCUGAUGACGACGGUUGAUGCUGAUGAUGCUGAUGUAUAGUUGUGAACUAUAAUAGAGAAUAAUGAGGUUAUUAUUAAUAUUGGUGUGUUCAUCAACUGAAGUGUGUUAGAGCAGAUAAACACUAAACCUCAGAUCACGAGUGUGUGUGUGUGUGUGUGUGUGUGUGUGUGUGUGUGUGUGUGUGUGUGUGUGUGUGUGUGUGUGUGUGUGUGUGUGUGUGUGUGUGUGAGACAGAAGAUGUAAGUUACUGUGGAUUUCUUGCUGUAUUUCCUGCUGCUUGUUUACAGUUGAAGUGUAAAUGCGGUUCUAUAUAAGAUAAAAGUGUAAAUAUGGACAGAAUCACAACAUAUUCAUCUCUAUUUAAAUCAAAACUACUGAGUGCAUCAGAUUUUCUAUGUAAGUUCUAUUUUUGAGGAGAAUGAUCAGACUCGUGGUGAGAGAAACAGGACCUGAGUUGAUUGGAUGAGCUGGAUCACGUGUGCAAUAGAAUGUUUUGUAAAAUUCUGAUUGAAUUUUAAAUAAAGUUAUUUAAAAUCA